UCCUUAUUCUCUGAAUUGAUGGCAAAGGAUGGGUGAAGGGAACCUUUUUUGGUAGUUUACUUAAUGUUCAGGUAUGUAUUAGGUAAGGGUGUGAGAGCAGAAAUAUUUGCUUUUAGUUAAUGAACAAAAGGGAGCGUUAAAGCUUUACUUUAGCCAAAGGAAAGAGAAAAUACUAGCCCAGCCAGAAGGACUGCAGUAAAUACCCAAGGGGCUCUCUUCCUUCAUGAACACAGCAGGUUGUCCCUGAUAGACUACUCCCUCCUCUCUUUUGGAAAGAGACAUUCUAGGGUUGAUGAAAGCAGCCUUUGUCUGUGUUGCAAGCCCUUUCCAAGCAGGGGAGUGGUUCGCCACAUGUAUCAUUGUGCUGUCUAAUGGAAAGCUGUUUCCUUAUCAUAUAUAGGAAAAGCGUCUUCACUCAAGCCGGAGAAAGCAGCUCCCUUGGUGCUGAAACCAGUAGUUUUGACGUCAUCUACUCAGGAAUUAUCCAGAAACAGUGAGAAAGCCUUCUCAAGUGCGGGGGCUGGAGCUGAUGGCAGACAAUGUCAACGACUAACAACAUAGCUCAGGCCCGGAAGCUGGUGGAGCAGCUCCGCAUCGAAGCUGGAAUCGAGCGGAUCAAGGUCUCCAAAGCAUCGUCUGAACUCAUGAAUUACUGUGAGCAGCAUGCCAGGAGCGACCCGCUGCUGGUUGGAGUGCCCGCCUCGGAGAACCCUUUUAAGGACAAAAAGCCCUGUAUCAUCCUAUAGCUUUCCUCGCUCUCCCGUGCACACUCUCUCUCAGGCAGGGCACCGCUCGGUAUCGAUUUAAACCACGUCCCAACCAUUCAACUGCACAGAGGGAUAAACGCUAACGGUCGGAUUCCAAUAGAAUUUCAAAACUCACAUUGGAAGUGUUCAGAGCGAUUUCCCCAUUGAGAAGGGAUCCCAUUUGCACACCAGCGGGGGGGCUGGCACGUGCUUCAUACCAAGCCUGGGUUCCGAGGGGCAGGGCGGAGGGGAGGAAAGGAGACUUUUACUUCAUUUGCCUAUUUGAUUCCCGGGCUCUGAGAGGAAGGCGGAGUUUGACCGUUCAGAGUAUUUGGGUGAGGGUCGGGUGCGCUUUUCAUUCAUUGAGUUUUUCAAAGCAUUUCAGUCUGCUCUGUGUCUGGGUGGGUGGGGCUGGUUUUUAUUUUUUCUAAAUGGGGAUUACCAGUGGGUGAAUUCAGCAUGAGCGGGGGGCAGGGAGAGCCAAGUGACAGCAGCACUGUUGUGUAGCCAAACCCUGCAUCCCUCCCCCCCCCUCCAUGAAAAUGUGGCCAGUGAUUCUGAAGCGUCCUCUGCUCCGCUGGUGUUUGUAACACGCUCCUCCCAGGCUGGGGCCUGUACUUGUCGAGGAACCCGUCAGCCAUGAAAACCCAAGUGACUCUCCGUAAGCGCAGCUUGGCCCCAGGCAGCGGAGCCGCGGGUGUUCCCACCCCCAGAUCCCGGGUGCGAUGUUCCACCCUGUAUGCUGUGGCCGCUGUACUUGCAAGGGUGAGUUCUGCUUGUUCUGCCACCUUCGCGGGGGAAGCGGGAUUCACCCUGUGCUGCAGGAUCCCGUGGGGCCGUGUCUACCCUGACCUCGGCGGCUCCAGGUCCAGACCACUAGCACUGGCUGCCAGUACCGGCCCUGCUCGCCUGCCCCCUCACUCACGCCCCACGGGAGUCUCUUGCCUCCAGGCCUGUCGGUUGGGGGCUGGGGAGAGGCGGCGAAGCUGCCAAGAAGUAUUAAACCCAGCCGUUCCCGUCCCUGGCAAAUACGACGUGUAACUAGUUUGUCACUUUCCGCCAUCCCGUACCUGCAAAGUGGGGAGCAAACGUGCCACAGAGCAGGCGAGGGAGGGUCAUCUGCGGCAGGAUGUCAGCGACCGCAGUGCCAGCUCCUCGCUGGAGUGACCACAGCGCCGGGCUGCUCCUUGCAGCCUGCAGGUUCUGAGCCCCCCGUGCAGCCUGAAUGGUGCUUGGGCGAAAGAUCAGAGCACAGGGAAGUCCUGCUGCCUCCCCCUUGCCGUCGGCUCUGUUACCGGGGAGGGCACCCCUCGCCCAGGUCGGACACGGCAGAGCCCUCAGCGGUCGUGUGGCACAGCCACCGCGCCACUCGCCAGCUUCCGAGGGCGCCUGUCCCCUGCCGUGACUGAUCAGCCCGGGCGAGCGCCCCACGCCCCGUGCAGAGGCAGGCGUGGCCCACCUGGCGGGGGGAGGCUGAAGUUCCUCAUUUCUGAUUUUUUAGUGAGGCGAAUACUGGCAAGCUCCAGGUGCCCGGACUAGCCGUUGUCACUUGGCUUGGAGGGCGUCCGUUUGGACGCAAUUCCUGCCACCCUGAGCCACUUCCCUGGCUCUGCCGGAAUCUGUCCCGGCCCUCCGCAGAAGCCCCGUGCUUUGCACUUUCGACUGUCCCCGCGGCCGGCCGGGGAACGCUUCCCGGAGCCAGGCCCGGCGCUGCGCAGACCCUGGGAGGGGAGAGUCGAAUUGUGCACGUAUCCUUUUCCACGACAAUGAGCAAUGGGCGAGGCCUGGAGCCCUGCACCCCCUCCCCUCCCCGGCAGCCUGGAAGGGAAAGUGAUGCUCUGGGACCCGGGACCCGCUCUCGCCGGACCCCCAGCGAGGAAUCCCCACCCCCCCGGCUUACUGGCAGUGAAAAGCGGGGGAGGGAGGGAAGCCCUUGCUUAGCCCCUCCCCCGCAGUGUGUGCUCGGCACCCGUCUGCCUGGGGAGCAACGUGCCAGCCCGGGGGCGGGGCCCAGCGCUUGGAGCCGGCCGGUAGCCGACUGCCAGGGCCGGCAUGGGGCAGGGCAGCUAUUUUGCCGCCAGCUUUUCCUUACACAAUCAUUUGCCUUUGGAAACGGGUUUGAAAAGCAACUCCCAGCUGUAGCACUCCUCCCAGGGCCGCACCGCCCGGGAGUGGCCGCAGCUUCCCAGGGACCCUGGCCUGGAAUCAGCCGGCAGACCCGUCGCUGGCUGCGUACGC
Molecule: messenger RNA, 2984 nt
Organism: Pelodiscus sinensis (Chinese soft-shelled turtle)
Lineage: Eukaryota; Metazoa; Chordata; Testudines; Trionychidae
Source: RefSeq, a predicted model, not a curated record